AUGUUGAAAAAGCCUUGGUAUCAACGAUGGUCUAAUAUUCAGGACGAGAGAGGAUUUGCAGAGAAGGAGAAGAAUGUAGUAAGUCAGCUGGGACACUGUGUGAAUGUCACACAGUCACUGUGUUGUGUGGCAGUACCAGCAGGACCUUGCACAGAGGCUGUGUUCCGGCUGUUGUCUCGCUCUUACACUGUACUCACAGCCCUCACCAAGUACUUCACCUCCAAGUGUUCUCCGCAGUGUGUAGACUAUCAGCAUGCCAGGUUUGGCAAACUGGUGAAGCUGGCUGGUUUCCCAUCUCUCCAGCCAAGUGGCAGAUCUAAUUCUUUUAUGUCGAGGCAAGAACUGGGAAAAGACACUAAAGACAAGAAAGUGAAGGAGGCUCAGGUACUGAGUCAGGCCCGCAAACAAGCUAUUUACAUCCCUCGGUUGGUAUCUGACCUGGAGAACUUCUCCAAGGCUGUCACUCUACUCAGUAAGAAGUGCAAGGUGAGUCACUGA
Homalodisca vitripennis (glassy-winged sharpshooter) is the source of this 498-nucleotide messenger RNA. RefSeq names its product Fanconi anemia group I protein homolog. The record is from RefSeq and is a predicted model, not a curated record. Gene Ontology annotation, biological process: DNA repair. The transcript is spliced from 5 exons. The coding region runs from base 1 to 498 and encodes 165 amino acids. Gene Ontology annotation, molecular function: DNA polymerase binding. Lineage: Eukaryota; Metazoa; Arthropoda; Insecta; Hemiptera; Cicadellidae.